AUGGAAGACUACUUACAUUUACUUUUCUUUAUUUACAACAGACUGUCUGGCUCUUCAAACACAUGGAGCAAGAGAAACAAACUAUAUCGUUCUGAAUGUUCUGUGAAUCUGUCGAGUGGUGCAAAACCUGAAGCUAGAGUUUCGAAUCUUUGCUCUGCAAGAGUACAUAAUUCUGGUACUAGCUUAGUAGAAGACUUUGGGAAAAGGGAGAGUGGUUUUUCUAAAUAUCCACAGUCUAACUUUAAACAAAGAAAUGUGAUCAAAGAUAGGCAUUCUUCAAAGGGUUCUUUUGUAGAUGCUUCAAAAACUGUACCAUCAUAUUGUACUGAGACACAGCGUUCAAAGGAGAAUGUGGAAUUGCACCUGCAGAGCUUGCCAAUUGAAACUUCUGAAGUCAGUGAUCAUUCUGUGAAGCAUCGGGGGGAACGGAGAAGCGAUGGAAGUUAUAGUAGAACACCAGAAGACAGAUAUAGGAAAGAUGUUUCCAAAUCUAACUCCAGUCAUUCUGAUUUAUGGUCAGGACAAUCAGAUUCUAACAAAAAACGGCAUAUGUACUCUGAAUACAGAAGUCCAUAUGACAGAGGUUAUGAAAGGACGUCUUCUGCAUCGUCUUGUCCAGAGAGAGGUCAGACUAGGCAGAGUAUUUCUGGUAAGGAGAAGGAUAUUUUUUCAGAAGACAAAUUGAAAAGAGAGGAGUUUAAUGAAAACAAAAAGAAUGAAAGAAGACCAGAAAAAUCCCAGAGUAUUGACAUUAAAGAUGCUAGUAAAAAGACUGAAGAAGAAAAGUCACCAGCUGGAAGUCAGUAUGCCAGUAAAAUGACCAAGAAGAAAGAAAUUGUGCAGUCUGGCAGUAUAGAUGCUCACAAAAAGACUGACCAAGAAAAGUCACCCACUGUUGACAGACAUAGUUGUAAAGAGAGAGGGAGAGAGAGGUUGUCAUUUGGCAGUAAAAAGACAGAGAGAGAAAUGUCAAAAUAUUUUAGUAAAGAUAUUAGUAACAAGGUACAGAGAGAAAUGUCACCACCUGGCAUUAAAGAUGUUAGUAAAAAAAAUGAGUGGGCAGAGGCUCCAGUCAGAAGUGGAGAUGGUAGUAAAAACAUCGAGAGGGAAGAAACACUAGGCAGCAUGAAAAAUGUUGAUAAAAAAACAGAGAGAGAAAUGUAUGACCUCAGCAGUAAAGAUGCUAACAGAAAAAAGAGUGAACAUUUCUUAAUUAACAACCACAAUAGUAGUAAAAAGACUGAAGGAGAAAACAUUCUACUUUCCUGUAAAGAUGCUUGUAAAACAAUCAGCAAGGAAGAGCCACCAUCCAACAACAAAAACGUUAAUAAAGAGAAGAGAGAAGACAGUCAAGAUGUUAGUAGAAAGGGAGAAAGAGAAGAGUCAUCAGUUAGCAGUAAUAUUGGUAAAAACACAGAACAUGAAAAAUCGCCAGUUAGUAAAAAAGAUAUUAGUAAGAAGAGUGAAAGAGAAAACUCACUAAUUAACAAUAAAGGUAUUGAUAAUUCUUGCUCAGUCUUUUUGCCAACUACCAGUAAAGAUGUUAGUAAAAUGAAGGAAAGGGAAGAAUCUCUAGCAGGCCCUAAAGAUAUUUAUAAAAAGAAAGAGGGAGAAGAGUUACCAUCCUGCAAUAAAGUUAUUGGUAAAAAGACAAUAACUGAAAGCUCACCAGUGUCUAGUAAAGAAGCUAAUAAGACAAAAAGAGAUGUAUCAACAGCUGGCAUUAAUGAUGGUAGUAAGACUGACACAGAGAAAUCAUUAGUCAGCAGUAAAGAUUCUAACAAAAUGGUUGAGAGCGGGGACUCAUUAUCUAUUGCUAAGUAUGCUAAUAAAAAAACAGAGGUAGAAAACUUAGCAGUCGGCAUUAAGGAUGCUAAUGCAGGAACAGAGAGAGAAAGUUCAUCUCUGAGCAGUCAAGGUAUUGGUAAAAAGAAUGAAAGAGAAGAGUCAGCAGAUUUUAGUAAAGAUGCUAGUAAAAUAAUCAUGAGAGAAGAUGUGCAAUCGGUUAAAGAGGCUAGUAAAACAAUUAGGAGAGAAGAAACACCACCUGAUAGUAAAGAUGCUAAUAAAAAGACAGAGAGAGAAAAGAUAGCAGUUGGCAAGAAAAAUGUUGGUAGAAAAACAGAAAGGGAAAAAUCACCAACCAGCACUGAUGGUGUUACUAAAAAGAUGGAAUGUGAAAAGUCUGUGUUCAGCAGUAAAUACUUUGAUAAAAAAUCUAUGACAGAAAAAUCACCAAGCAGUAGUAAAGAUAGUAAAAGGAGUUGUAAACCAGAGAAAAAAACAGUUAAACCAAGGCAAUUUCCUAAGGAAAAAGGGGAACGUUUGCGUAGAUCAGGAAGGUUAAGGAGUCCACACUCCAUGGAUUUGAGUCCUCAAAAGCCUAAUUUGAGAAGUCCUUAUAAAUCCAGUAAAAUCAUCGUAAGAUAUGGUAGUAAGACUCAAGCUUCCAAAGCAGAAGUAAAGAAGUCUAAGGAAAUUGCAGAUGUUAAACGAACAGAUGGUAUUUGUAGAGUCAGAGAUCCUAGGCAUGACAACAGAUCAAAAAGAGACAGAAGUGAAGAUGAAAAUAAAGACAGCAGUGAAAUAAAAAUAUACAGAGAUAAAAUGAAAGUAGUGGGUCAGAAAAGUAAGGACCAACAAUUGAAAUUCAGUCCAGAUCCUGCAAAUGACAAAAAGAAGAGUAUUACAGCUCAGCAAGAAGGUUUAUUACUUGAUGUAAACAAUGUGAACAAUAAAGAAUGCAGUUCUAAGCAAGAGUCAGAGCAGAAUAAUAACCCAAAGGUGUGUUUUAUGGAAAAGCUAAACUUGACUCUCUCUCCUGGAAGAAAGAAUGUUUUAUCAUCAAACUUUGAUGGGUGUACGUCUUACAUUCCCGUCAAAGAAAAUGGAAAAGCUGAGUAUGAGUACAAAGAAGGCCUCCAGUCUAGUAGUAAAAGUGCACAGAAGAGUGAGCUACAGAGUAAUGAAGCACAUAAUCAGAAGACUGAAGGUCAGCAUACAGGAGCAAGCACAGUCCUUAUAGAAGUCGCACAUGAACGCAUUCAGAGCAGUUUGGAAAAUAUUUCUUUACCUGAAACAAUGGAAGAAAUUUGUAGCACUUUAAAAGAAAACACAGUUAAGCAUAGGGAUUCAUAUUUUGCAAAGUCAGACCGUGAUCUAUCAUCUGCUGUGGUUCCUGACCCAAAGGAGAAGUCAUCCACAUACUGUUUGGAAGCUGACAUAACUAGUGCAAGUUUCCAGACUGCAAGAGAUCCUGUGCAGAUUCCAGAAUCACCCCAGAGGAAGUUAGUUGAAAGCAGAGAAAGCGUAGAGGUCUUCAGUGUUGCAGAAUAUGAAGAGACACAAAAAUCAGCACUUUCACUGGAGUUCAGGUGUAGCACUCCAUUUGUGGAUUUUGAAAACAAGCCAUCAACAGGCUUGUCUGAACAAACGUACACUGUUACAGAACCAUCAAAAAUUGUAGAAACUGUUGCUUGCAAACUAAAACAGAUGCAUCUUUCUGCCAAAGGGUUAGGUAGCAGUUUUGCCAGUGAGUUUGUUAUUUCUGCAACCAAACCUGUAGAAGCCCUUGAAGUGUGCAUCUUAGAGGCGUCAUCUGUGUCAAAGGAUGGUAUGAAGACUGCAGAGCAAGCAACUGCGUAUCUACAUGACGAUGAAGGCUCAGUCCAGAGCAUUGAUCUAAACCAAAUGCGACACAUCCCAGCACUUAUAAGCCCACUAACCAGUCCAGUGCGAAUGGGAUCUCAGUUUCAUAAACCAGACAAUUCUAGCAAACAAGCUGUAAUGAACCGAACAGAUAAAGAGCUGUAUUCUGAUAAACGUACAAGUUCUGCUGAAAAGAAUACUUCAACUGAAAUAAACAAAGAAAACCGGAAACCAGACAAUGAACCUGCUAAUAUUUCAGACAAUGGUUCUUACAUCCCUAUCUCCACUGACUUGGAAGAGGGGGAAAUAUUAAGUGAGAUAGAAGAUGAACAAGUGAGUGACACACUGAAUAAAUCUCAUUGUAAAACGUCUCCAAAACGGUUAAAGGCUAGAGAGAGCCACAGACAUAAAAGAGGUUCAGAAACCGUAAAUUCUAGAAAGUGUGGUAAAAAGGAACAUGACAAAAGUAGAAAGUCGCAUACUGAAGCAGCGAGUAGUUCAUAUUGUUUUAGAAGAAAAAAUGACUUGCGAGCAUCUGUUCUACCUUCUUCUCCAAAGAAGUUUGUCACUCCUUCCUCUGUACAUGAAGCAAUGCUUAUGUUAGGAGAAACACGAAAACAAGUACGAAAAAAAUACAUGAAACUUCAUAAAGAUUUAAAGCAACGUCAGUUUGUCAGAGCUAUUGAAGUUGCAGUUAUAGAUUUCAGUAAGAUGAUAAAAACUUUGAACUGGUCCAGGCUGUCAACUGACCAUCAUCUACAGCAUCUGCUCUGUUCCACUAUAGAAACAAAUCUGGAGAAAGUAAAAUCAAAUGGGAUUGUAAGACGUAUUUUUGAUUUGCAGCAUCCAAACAUGAAGACCUCAUUAUGGCUGUUUGUUGAAGAGCAGCUUGAUUAUUUGUUUGAAAAGAUAAAGAAAAUCCUCCAAAGAUCAUAUGAAGGGGUAAAUCGAAAUGUUUCCCGCCAUGACAAAAGACAGCUUGAUAGUGCAGGUGAAUACAAGCCUGACAACAAAAGUAUGUCAAAGCAUAAGAAGCAGCCCAGUCAUAAAGACAGAACACCCAAGUUGUCAGUGUCACAAAGCAGUUUUAGCACCUCAGUAAAACGGUCAUUUUCAGAAGAAAAGAGUGAGAAGCAGCUAAAGAAGAAAUCAUGUGAGCUUAUGGAAAAAAUGACUGAAGUGGAAACUAUAAACCAAUCUUCUGGCAAGCGCCUUUCCUUUGACAGAGCAAGCUCAAAAAUCAAAGACAGCACCCCAGGACCUGAUACUCAUGUGACUACUGCUGUGGAGGAAGAUGGACAUAAAGUUUCAAAAACUGAAAUAAAAUUGCAGAACAGGUCAGCUAUUACCAUUGGAGCCUCUGAAGAAGAGGUCUCUAAGGGUCUUAACUUCACCAUUGUUAAUGAUUCACAGAUGGGGGAGAUGUUUAAGAGUCUUUUGCAAGACUCCCAACAUUUGGAACAAAGUGCUGUAGAAGCAGAAAGUAAUAGUGAGACAUCUAUGCUAUGUCAGACACAGAACUCAGGGUAUCUAAGUGAGGAAAACAUUUCAAGCUGUGUAUCAACCCCUCAGAAAGUUUUCCAGAAAUCAGAAGAAGUUGCUGACAGUUUCUGGUGUACUGUUACCCCAGAGAAGAGCUUAAAUAUUUCUGCAGAACCGAAAACACCAGUUCAGUUAGAUGUUCUGGAUGAAAGUUGCAUGCUAGAAGUUCCUGAUUUUAUGACACAAGGGAAGUUUCCUUUCAGCAGUACAAACAAACAGAGCAGUACAUUUCCCUCUAUUCUUCUUGAGGAUCUGGCUGUCUCUUCAACAGUACCAUCACCUUUAAAGUCUGAUGUGCAUCUGAGUUUCCUACAAACUGAAAAAGAAGGUCAUGUUCCUGAAGUGACAACUCAAGAAGUAAUUACUACCCACUACAGUGAGGGUGCAGUGCUAGAGGAGGGUGAUACGAAUGAACACGACAUUCAUUUGGCUUUAGAUUCUGAUAACUCUAGUAGCAAGUCUAGUAGUUCUACCUGUCAAGAAAACCAAGAAGAUUCUGCUGGUUUCCAGUACCACUCCAGUCUUCCAAUGCAGGCAGUAGUAAUGGAGAAAUCAAAUGAUCAUUUCAUUGUCAAAAUAUGGUGUGCACCUUCACUGACCACUCCAGAAACUGAGGACUUAUCUCAGGUAGCUGAGGCGCAGUCUGUACCUUCUUUAAGAAAUGAGCAUCAAAAACCCCUUGAAGAAAAUUCCAGUACUGGAGAGAGUUCUGAGGACAGUGCUGAGAGAGGUGUUGACAGAAAUGUGUCCUGUGGAGGUAAAACAUCUGAAGUGCUUGUGAGCUCUCCAUUGAGUGAGCAUAAUGGCCCAAAAGUACAGUCAGAAAUUUCAUAUCAAGACUCUUGUGCAUUUGCAAGCAAAGAGGAUGAAAGUAUGGCCACAUCAGAAGCCUUAGUUUGUACCACUGAGGAUGGUGAUCAUAUUCCCCAGGUUAUGCAUACCAUUGAGAUUGAGACUGAGACAGAAGCUGAGCAUGACAAAACAUCAAGAGCUUCUCCUUGUGGUAUGGAAAUGAUUAGCUCUGAGUUUUCAGAGUCAAGGGCAGUGGGACCUUGUAGUUCUCAACAAGCAAAUGAUGUAGUUACUAGAAAAAGGAAAAGGAAGACUGCCUGUCAGCAGCAUACAAAAAAAGCUAGGAAAGAAAUUAAUUGCACAUAUAAAAGAAAUCCAAGUAGAAAGUCUAAAGGUAGUAGUGACUCUGCUUCGGGCAAGAAAUGUAGAAAAAACUUGUCAACUCCUGAAAAAAAGGGAACUUCGCCUGUUAUGUCUCUGUCACCCAACAGUCUUUCAGCAAAAAAUGUCAUUAAGAAGAAAGGUGGAGUAGUGGUUGCUUGGACCAAAGAUGAUGAUAGACAAAUCCUUCUGGAAUGCCAGCAGAAAGGACUUUCUGAGAAAACAUUUGAAGUUUUGUCUACAAAACUAAGUAAAACCCCUGAACAGAUUGAAGAAAGGUUUGAUCAGCUAAUGAAGUUGUUCAAAAGGGCAAAGAAGAUGAAUGCUUGAACAAAUAUUUAUUCUUCCAUAUUGUGUUGAAGUAUGAUUAAAGAAUGAUCCCGGCAUAUUGUGAUACACUGGAAUGAUCUGUAUUCAUUGUCUCUACACACCAUCAAGUGCCUCCUGAUAGUGACUGCUGAGGAUUCUGCAUGCAGUAAAAACAUGAGAGAGUGGUGCACAUCACUUGUGCACUGAUGUAAAGCAAUAAUAUACUAAAACCGACCAUCUGAAAAGCUGUUGUAUUCUAACAUUUAUUUAAAAUAUGUAAAGCAGAAUGUCUUUGUGUCAUUCUAAUGAUAUUCUACCGAGAUUUCUGCACGGGCAAGGCCUGGAAAUUGGUCAAAGGCAAAAUAUGCAGAUGUUUGAACUCUUGUGUUUGUUUUGCAACCAAUUCUGCUGUGAUUUGUUAAAUUUCAGAAGAAUCGUUUCUUUUGUUAUUCCAUAGGUUUCAUCCCCUGAAAUUAAAUCUGACACUAAUUUUUUGUAAAAAGUGCUCAACACACUUUAAGUGCUACAUCUUAGGAUAUAGAAAUUUGCAUUUAGACUAUGCUGUAAAUUUCUGUUGAAUAUGUGACUUCAACUGGGAUAAUGAGGAGACGAGAAUUUCAAAAAGUUGUAACAUAUUCACAUUGAGAUAUCGAUUCAGUAAACUGGCAUUCCUUCCUGGUUUCCUCUUCUUCAUUGCUCCUUUCAGUUGCUAGGAUUAAACACAGCUCCUUUUGACCAAUAAUUAGGAUAAAGUUGUUUUGGAAAAAUUAAUGAAAAAUAGCCUUCUGAAACCUCCCAGUUUUACUGAAUUCCAUACAGCUUUAUCUGUCUUGCUUGCAGAGAAAUCACAAGGAGGCAAAAGUUACAGCUGUUAUUAUUGCAAUUACAAGCACACAAUAACCAUAGUUGAUUGUGUAGAUAUUAGAGAUAAGUUCAGCAGUUGUUUCAGAGGCCGCAAACUACUUCAGCCUGAAAAGUGCAGAACUGGCUUUGUGGUUAGGAAGGCAUGAGAUUGACUGUCGCAGAUUCUUCAUGCAGUUUUCAUAAGGAACUGUUCAUGACUGUCUUAUGUUUUUUUUACUUCAAACUGUUAACUUGCAUCAGAACAUUAUGCCUCCAGAAAUGCACCGUCUCAGAUGGACCGUCCUGAGUGAAUAAAUAAAUGUCUUCAAUAAUGCAUUUUUGGCACAGUAUACAAAGUGGAGAAGAGACGGACACAGUUACUUCGUACUACUUAGUUCUGAAGCACUUUUGUCUGCCUCUGACAUGCCAUUUCAAAGACUGUCACUUGAAAAUGUAUAAUAAUCUGUAUAUGCAUUUUGUUUGUAAACACCAGUUUCUUCAAGCUAUGGAUAUUUUAUAAUGCGCUUACACUGCUUAAUAUGAAACUGUAACAUUUAGUUAUUUUUAUAAUGUGUUGUGUAAGUAGUUUGUAUGUUUUCUUUAUCCUUUUUAAACUGUCUUUUUAACAAAUGUAUAUUACAGUUUGACAAAGAUGAAAUGUUUAGAGAGGGCUCACUUUGAGGUUUUCAUGUUACUGAAAUUGGGCAAGGAAACAUUUUUAUCUCUGUUUUAAGAGCGUUUUUGCUCAUGAGUCAUGGAAAGUUAUAUUUUUGUUAACUGUGGUGACAGCUUUCUUUACGCUUGCUUGAUGAGCAGUUUUCUGAUGAUUUGGUAUUACUGAUGACAUUAUUUAAAGUAGGUAGUUCUCCAAGGGAAGCAAACCCCUCCCGCUGUAAGAUACUUUAAAAUAUUAUUUUAAUAUGUACAUAAAACACAUGAACUACUUUA
Molecule: messenger RNA, 8463 nt
Organism: Protopterus annectens (West African lungfish)
Lineage: Eukaryota; Metazoa; Chordata; Ceratodontiformes; Protopteridae
Gene: CASP8AP2
Product: caspase 8 associated protein 2
Exons: 4
Coding region: 1-6693 (2230 amino acids)
Biological process (GO): extrinsic apoptotic signaling pathway via death domain receptors; Fas signaling pathway
Cellular component (GO): mitochondrion; PML body
Molecular function (GO): transcription corepressor activity
Source: RefSeq, a predicted model, not a curated record